UAAUUGACGUAUUUCUGUAGGCCACUCUCGACAAAAAUACAAUAGGAAUAUUUCCAUUGUAUUUUGAAUUAUUGCAGAAAAUGAACUCUUUGCUAAACAUAUGUUCAUGAUACUCAUACGGUUUGUUCAGCAACAUAAUCCUCACACGUGUACACAACUGUUGUGAAUUUUGAAGCCUGAAUACAAUCGCCGGAAGUAAAAAGCUAACUUCAGGCUAUAAACGAACUAAACCGAGUCCACAACGAGGCGGUCUCGUCCACCAACGAUGAUCGAUGGAUUUAGGACUCUUUCUUGCAACACUCUUUCACGAUCAACCCAUGGAUUUAUGGGAAUAGUAGUUUAUUGCACAUGUAAUUAGAAACAUAAUGGAUAUUUGUCACGGUUUCAUUCAUCGUAAGUGGCCGGGGUCUGAUCAUAGACAUGGAUCUUUUAACUUAUUGCACUGGUUAAAGUACUGAAACCUGCCUGUCUGUGCACUUUAUCUUAUAUUUAUAUUCUUAAUUAUCACACUGUGUUGAUGGGUUGUUGAUUGUUGUUAAUGUUAUUGUCUAUUGUCGCACCACCCGCCAUGACAAAUUCAUUGUAUGUGAAAACAUAGGCAAUAAUAAGUUCUGAUUCUGAUUCUGAAUGACUGCUCUAAUAUUUGGGGACACAGCGCCACCGUCCGGUGGAAGUUCAUUCUAACAGCAGCCUGUCCCUCAUGCCAUAUUGUCAGCAGGUGUAAUUGCAUGUAUAUUUGAUGAGGAAGAUACAAAUGAAAACUUUUGAGAGAAAUUAUUGUUAAAGGUGAGUGACUUUGAUACACGUUUCAAGAAUAAAUUGCAUAAUGUAUUGUUUGAGAGGAAAUCCAUCAUAUAGCUUUGAAAUGUUUCCAUGGCAAUAGUACAACUGAAUCGUGCACACUUGAUUGCUUUUCCUGCCUCUUGUUGUCUAGACUCUAGGACACCAAACAUCACAUUAUUCCACACCAAAAAGAAUCAAUUCUCAAUAAUUUAUGAACGGUAUCGAAUCUCCUCCUUUACGACUGGUUGUGGGAGGAGCGUAGAGCACGUGAUUCUGACAGGCUGUCACGCGGACACCCGCUGUUUUCCGGCGCUCGCACUUGUUUCUUUGCGAAAGAAAGACACCCCUCCGUAUGACCAGUUUGUACCGACAGAUGCGUCCUUUUCGUCCUCCUUUCAACAGAAGAGAACAGGUGAACACAGCUAGCUACACCUAGCUUUUACGUUUCAGGGAGCAAUGUCUGACAUGAGAUGAGGCUUGUGUUUUUAAAAGGGCAAAAACUGGUUCGGAUAAUUAGCGCUACCGACCCAGGAUUCUGGCAUUACUUUCAUUAACUGUCCCUGUCAUUGAUCUACCAGAGCACGUUUAGCAGCAGACAUGCAACUCCUUUUGGUAUUAAAAGUAGAGUAGCUUUGACUAUGAAACACACGACCACAAAACAGAGGCAUUCAAGAAUGUAACAGUUACGUGUAUUUGCGCAAAUAAAUGAUGCAGCUAACAGACUCGCCAACCGGUCAACACACAUUGUACAGGAAAUCCCCAAAUGAGUUUAUAGUCCCACACGAUGCUCGUCCAUGGAAUUGAUAUGAUUGCAGGAAUGAAUCGGUGCCAAGAACCAGGUCAAGGUGAGGAGCAGGAGGAGGUGACUGGGAUGGUAUGUCAGGAGGCCGACCUGAAAGAUGGACAAAUGAAGGAGGUGACUGUGGGGGACCAGACGGUCUUGCUUGUUCGCACUCAGGGUCAGUACAGUGCUGUUGGGAGCCAGUGUUCUCAUUACAACGCUCCUCUUGUCAAAGGAGUGCUGGUUGGUGACAGAGUUAGAUGUCCCUUUCAUGGUGCUUGCUUUAAUGUCAGAACUGGAGACAUCGAAGAGUAUCCAGGUCUGGACUGCCUGCCUAGUUACAAGGUGAAAGUUGAGGAUGGCAAGGUGUAUGUUUCCAUCCACAAAAAUUCUCUGAAGUUGACAAAGCGUGUGAAGGAGAUGUGCAGCAGGGUACCAGACAUCAAACACACUAUUCUGCUGGUAGGAGGAGGCCCUGCCUCGCUCAUUUGUGCUGAAACACUGCGGCAGAACUGCUACCAAGGUCGAAUCGUCAUGGUAACCAAAGACACCCUGCCUCCCUAUGACAAGCCCAAACUGAGUAAGGCUUUGGAUCUGGACAGCAGCCACAUUCUCCUCCGAACAAGUGACUUCUAUCAGCAGCACGGGGUGGAGGUGUGGACACAGAAGGAGGUGGUGUCGGUGAACCCGGCUGAUAAGGCGGUGAAGUUGAGUGACGGCUCUUUGCAGCGUUACGACCAGCUUCUUAUCGCAACUGGCUGUAGCGCGCGACCGCUCGACUGUCCUGGUCGGGACCUGAAAGGAGUGAAGUUGCUGCAGAGAUAUGAAGACGCCAAAGAGAUCCACAACUCCGGUCUGGGCCGGAAAGCUGUUGUGAUCGGAUCCUCCUUCAUAGGGAUGGAGGUGGCAUCCUACUUGUCAAACAAAGCUGCCAGUGUGGCCGUGAUUGGCACUUCCAGAUACCCGUACGAGCGAUCACUGGGGCCAGAAAUCGGCAAAAUGAGUUUGCACAUGUUGGAGGAACAGAAUGUAAAGUUUUACAUGAAUGACGGAGUCACCGAGAUCCAAGGGGAGGACGGCAAGGUGAAGGGGGUGGUCCUGAAGAGUGGUAGAGUCCUGGAGGCUGAUGUGGUGAUUGCCGGAAUUGGUGUAAUCCCCAAUUCAGACUUCUUGGCAGGAAGCGAGUUGGAAGUGGAUUCAAGGAAAGCUGUGAUUGUUGACAAGUUCAUGAGGACCAAUGUACCAGAUGUUUUUAGCGCUGGAGAUGUUACCUCUUUCCCUCUGACCAUUCGUGGAGACCAAAGGGUCAACGUGGGUCACUGGCAAAUGUCACACGCUCAAGGAAGAGUAGCUGCCUUAAACAUGCUGAAGAAACCAACCAGAUGUGAGUCUGUUCCUUUUUUCUGGACUGUGUUACUUGGGAAGAGUAUCCGAUACACAGGCUAUGGGGAAGGAUACACAGAAAUCAUAUUCAAAGGCAAAGUGGAAGAAAGGAAGUUCCUGGCGUUUUACAUCAAAGAUGAGGUGGUGGUCGCGGCGGCCAGCCUGAUGUUCGACCCUGCUGUGGCUCGUCUUGCCGAGCUAAUGGCGACUGGCCAGAUUAUAACGAAGGCACAGGCUCAACAUGACAGACACUUGUGGGAAACCUGGAUGACAUCAAAGUCAUGUAAACACUACACACACAGGUAUAAAUGAUCAAGUUAGUUUAUGUUUUAGAGCAUCAUAUCUCAAAUCCUAGGGUGGGGCUCAUAGCCUGGAUACUACUAAAUAUGUGUUUUCUCACUCCCUCGUGUUCAGAGUUGAUGACCUGAGCUGGCUGCAGAUGUGACCAGCGCAUUCCUCUUUCUUGUUCCUCUCUUGUUGAAACUACAGCUCUACUAAAUGGGUUGUCCAAAAGGUCACAGUUUGUGAUUAUUAUUAGCUACCUAACAUAAAUAUGUACAAAUAAAUAUGUUUUAACUUGAAGACAUCCAUACCACACUCAAUUUAAUGUUAUUUUGUAGUAUUGUCAUAGUUAGGUAAUACUAAUAAUUAAGUAAUAGUAUUUUUCAUACUAGUUUAUUCACUUAAAACGUUCUGGAAAUACACAAACCACUACACUUAACUUUUUUUAAAUCUAAAAUACAAAGUUCAGUUCAGAUGCUGGUGUUUAGUUUACCUUAUGCUGGAUGCUUUGUGGUGCAUAACUUAAGCGCAUAUGAAACAAAUGGGAUUGUCCAUAUCAUACUUACUGUUGUCAGGGUGGGUUUUCUGUCCGUCUGUGUUUUUACUUACAUUGUUUGUUACACUGAUGGCAAUAAAUGAUUACUCAUUAGUAGAUAACCUUCUCUUCUGUUUCACAGUUGCUUCAGAUGUUGACGCAACAAAACAAUCUUAAUCUUCUGGUGUAGUUGGAACAUUUCUUGUUAAACAUCAGAUUGAUUAUUAGGUCUUUGGAGUUUGACUUCCACUUUUGUUGUUCAUUGGUGUUUUGAGUCUGAGUGCCAGGCAACAAGGGAAGUCCACUCUCCGCAGCCUUUGCCUGCAAAUAGUUAAACCUGUCAGAGUCUUAGUGUUGUCUAAACCAAAUGCUCAGCCAUAUAGUCGUAUAACCCUGUUUGAAUGUGUCCUGUCUCUCCACUCUUACACUGCCAUAUGAUCUAUCCGAUGUGUCGUCCAGUCCUGUAUGAGAAAUAAAAACAAUCAAAACUUCUGGUCAUAAG
Cyclopterus lumpus (lumpfish) is the source of this 4266-nucleotide messenger RNA. RefSeq names its product apoptosis inducing factor mitochondria associated 4 (gene aifm4). Gene Ontology annotation, cellular component: cytoplasm. The coding region runs from base 1568 to 3259 and encodes 563 amino acids. Gene Ontology annotation, molecular function: flavin adenine dinucleotide binding; 2 iron, 2 sulfur cluster binding; oxidoreductase activity, acting on NAD(P)H. The record is from RefSeq and is a predicted model, not a curated record. The transcript is spliced from 18 exons. NCBI's taxonomy places the organism in Eukaryota, Metazoa, Chordata, Actinopteri, Perciformes, Cyclopteridae.